AUGGUUUUACUUGCAGGUGUGUACAGUCUGGGGAAGGAGACGCUGCUGGUGGAUUUGGCGGGGGAGUUCAGCACCUGGGUUGUGGUGAGCCCCUGGCGCCUGGAGCAGAUGCGGCUGCUGGAGCUGCCCGAUGUGUUCACCACCGAGGAAGGGGCCGGCUGGAUCCGUGCCGUGGACGUUGCUGAGAUCCGCUGGGACACUCUCGUCAGCUGGAACCUGCUGCACCCUACCAUUGCCAUCCUCCCCACCGGCAGGCCUGUGAAGGUCACCCACCCCAACAUCUACCCUAUUCCCUACUCUGACCAUUCAUCCUUUUCAGAGCUCUGUGAGUUUGUGAAGUGGCUGAAACCAUGCUCAGUCAUCCCGAUUGUGAGGGGCAGCAUGUGCCAACUUUACUUUGAGAAAUAUCUGAGUUCUGAUCGCCAAGCACUUCCUGACCUCAAAAUCCCAGAGCCUGUGCAAGAGUUUGUACAGCAGAAAAAGAAAAAGAAAGGACAGGAAUCUGUGUGUCCAUUGAAAAGAGCUGCUCAGCGUUCUGUGCCUCGAGGAGUUGUUUUUGAAUCCCCAGAGAAAUAUACUGGCAAGUCUGAAACGUUUAGGGAUGUUAAGGUUCAUCAGCAGAACUGUGAGUCAGCUUUCUGCUCCAAAGAAGGCUGCAUUUGUUGUCGCACAUGCAAGGAGAAAGGGGAGGAAAUCAAGAUGGAUAUCAACAGCCACAGUCCCCAUAGCCAGUGUACACCAGCUCAGCUGAAUGGAGAACAGCCAGCAGUAGUAAUAUCGACUAACCUUGUUAGCCAGUCACCUGUUUCUGAUGAGACUGUUCCAUGUGGAUUGGCAGAGCAGUAUUUACUCAGUCCUUUAAAUGUCCUAAAGCAGAAUUCCUUAGAGAAAUUUGACAAGCUGGUAGAAGAAUUCUUUAGGAGGGAGGAAGCAUCUGGAAACUCAUGACACUUGCCAAUGCAAUUAAUAACAGUGAUCCUGACAGUCUUACGAUUGCAUCCCGUUCUUGGAGUUUCCCAUCAGGAGAAUGCUUAACUAUGAGGGUUUUAUUUUCUUUACUCUUUAUUAGCAGAGAAGGCAGCAACUUGAACUAGUUUGUAUAUGUUAGGAUUUCUCUUUAUUUAUUUUUUCAUUUGUCUAGCUAUGCCAGGGCUUCAGACUACACUCAGGUGGUGUAGUCCCACUACAAGCAUGCCCUAUAUUUACAUUUUGCAGUGACUUAUCAGUCUUGUGGCAAAAGAUAUUGCCAGAUUGAUUCAAAUUGAGCAGCAGAGGGCGUGAGCCAUCUGCAGCAGAACUAACGGGUUUGAAUGUAAUGAGAGAAGCAAAAAAGGGGAAUCUGAGAGCCCCAAAUGUUCCUCUUUCUAUAUUUUGCAAUGCCUCAUUGGCGAUGACCAAUUCAUUCCAAGAUGCAUUACAAAUAUUAUGUAUUAAACUAUGUUUAAAAAAAGAUACUUAAAGAAAUCUAGAAAAUGAAGUGCCUUUACAUCUAUCAAUGAAUCACUGGAAUUCCUCCAAACACAGCAUUGCUUUUGCAUCUUGCCAACUGCAGCUGGCUGCAGCUCUGCUCUUCUGAAAACACUGCAUUAAUGUUAACUAUAAAUGCUCUUUCAGGUCACAGGCUGGGAAGGUAGGAAUUGUGUGGAUUCUUGGGUUUUGGACCUUUCAGAAUGGCUUACUAUAGCCUCUGCAGUCUCUGCACUCAAGUCUACAUGUUUGAAUGUUUCCGCUUGACUGCAAAGUGCUUCUGGUAACUGUAAGCAUUCUGCUAGGUGCAUUGCUUUCCCAUGGACUGCCUGUUCUUUCUAGCCAAUGGCAAAUGGGAUAGGAGUUAAUGAAACAUUUGCUCACUGGUGUAAAGCAUUAAGUCUUUGUGGCGUUGUUUCAAAGUGCUGGAAUACUGGGGCUAAACAGCAAAAAUGGCUCUUUUAGCUUGGAGGUCAGGCACUUCUGCCUCCGCUUGGAGGUCAGGUCAACUGCAGAGAGCCUGCAGCCUGGCUGUCACAAUCGGGAAGUGUCAGCAAUGUGACUAGCCAGGGGGUACACACAGUGAAGUCUGAAAACUUGCCAAACUGCUCUGGCAACAGAUCACAAACUGGUUCCCCACAGGGUCGCAACAGCAGCGCUAGAGUGGAAGCAGUCACUGGGCUCUUUCCUGGAGCACCAAGCCAGCUUGUUACUGAACUUUUCUAACCUUCCUGCCAUUACUUUCCACACCAAAUGUUUCACAUGCUCCUGGUCAGGAUUAGAGUCUCUCCUGCAAGGUCUCUGCAAGGCCAGUCAGCUAGAUAGAUUGAAUUCCCUGAAUCAAGCCAGGUAAGGAAAUGUUUGCUCUUUGAGUAAAGCUAGGGCUAAUGAGAAGCAGAGGUGCCUGUAGAUGCGGCAGCCACACCUGCUAAAAACAAGGCUGUCUUGAACUGUAAUUGUGAUGACAGCCAGCGUGGGUAUGUUUGGAAAGCUACCUGGUAAACAUGAGUCCUAGCUCCCAACCCUGUGCCUUACUGGCACUGCAGCAUUAUCACCGUAAUAUCAGCAAUGCCUCUUAACGGGACCAACUGUUGACUCUGCUUGCUGGCUGCCAGUGUUGGAAGGGAUGGAGCAAUGUUCUGCGUUUUGCCUUACAAAUACUCUUCUUCAAAAGUGGUAGCAAGGACAGCUCCAGCCUCUUGCCAUGGUCUACAUGUCCCAUUUCAUGGAGAUUUGUGUGGACUAUUUGCUGGUCAAAAUUAAACUGCAGAGCCCCAUCAGCUCAAUGUCAGUGGAGGCGCUGCAUCUUUGGUAACACCUGAGGCUAACAGCAGAAGCAUUGUCCUACGCUGGCAGUGUUUUGUCUGCUGCUGGCUGCCUUGGAGAUGCUGGCUUGUAUUUUAACAUUGUUGAAAUUUAAAUGAUUCAUUUGACAGGCAGGUGAGUGAAACAGUGCCUGAACUCCCAGAUUCCAGGUCCUGCUCUCGGCUUGCAGCCUCUCCGUGGCUCAAUGAAUGCUUGCAUUCUGAGUCACUGCUCCAUUUAGGUAUGUGGCAAAUGACCUCUGAGAUUCGAUGCAUUUUGCUAAUGAUGUUUUGUGGCAUGCAGCCUUUUCUCUUCUAUUCUCAUCAUCCCUAAAUGAAGUAGACAACCUCCAGGUGAACCUCUGAGCAAAAUGGAGUAGUAAGAGCGUUAGUGCUUUGCAGAGGCCACAGAGUUCUUCAGAUCACACACACAGAACUGAAAAUUGCAAAGACUUCCAAAGGCUGGGAAUCUGUUCCACAUUUUCUGAACUUCCAGUUAAAACUGCAGAAGAAAUGCUGGGUUCUGCUACUGGAGCAUAAAAGGUAAUUCCUGCCACUUCAGAAGGAAAUUAUCCAAAUUAUGUAGAACUAGGGGAAAGCAAAACCUCUCCAUAGUUUUGAAAGAAAAUACAGGCAGGAGAGUCUUGACCAACAGUCAGCAUGGAGAUCCUUGCACAGCUAGGUGCGUGAGGUGUUUUAGAGUGUAAAAUGUGUUUCCUCCUUCUGUUAGGCAUAAAUACUUCUAUUGUGUGUUAUCCUAAAAUCCUGACAAACAAAACAUGGCCUUCUGGGGAAAAUUGUGGCAGUGACCUAUGGGGGAGCUCUAAGAUUUCUGAGAAUCCUUCAGCUACCUCUCGAGCCUCCUGGCAAUAAAUAGCUGGCCACUUACAGGCCUUGUUCUCCCUUGUGCUUGCCUCCACAAGUUCCCUCUGUUCCUACCACUGGCUUAGCUCGCAGGGGGAACGUUACUGCAGUCAAAGAGCUGG
Messenger RNA from Struthio camelus australis, 3757 nucleotides. The record is from RefSeq and is a predicted model, not a curated record. Lineage: Eukaryota; Metazoa; Chordata; Aves; Struthioniformes; Struthionidae.